GGGAGAACCGCGAUUCACUCUACGGCAGACGACUAACAAGUCACCACGUGUUGGACGGCGGGUCAAUAUUACUCUAGUGAUAUGAAGUUAAAAGUAGUGAUAUAGAGUUACAAUUUCAAGGAUAAAAAUAACAAAAAUUGGAAAUUGGAUUGUUAAACACAACUUCAAGGAUGAUAUUUGGGAUGCUGUCAACAGUUAAAAUGGAUGUUAUCAGGAUUAAAUCAGAUUUUAACACAUUUGGAUAGUUUUUGGUACUAAAGCACUUGUCACAAGAAAUCUGAACGGAAAUAGGAAGCACCUCAUUUGGAGAAAAACGACUCAUUUGUAUAUUAAAAAGGAGAUAAUUCAGCCCGGAUCAUAAAGAUUACCACUUCGCAUUCAUAAUCUGGAACCUGAGGAACGAUAAUCAGGUAUCAUCUUAGACUCGGAUGUGUUACCUCCAUCAAGGAACUACGGAUUAAUAUUCAGCUUUCAUUAUUCGUUCAGUUCUACCAACAGGAGAAAUGGAAUGCCUCGACGUCAUGAGAUUUCUAAAAUAGCAAAUCUUUCAGCCAAAGGUUUCAUAUCGUGUGUUCAACACAAUACAAUAUGGCUCAAUUUCUGAUUGAAAUGAUUCGGCUUAAGUGCCGCGCAUAGCUAAGGAUAAGCUGCCUUUUCUGGUGGUUAAAAAAUAUCUUUGAAACGUGAGGGAUAAGAAUUAAAACGCGCCAAUAAGAACCAAAACGUGACAAACAAAAACCAACUACUUAGGAAAACGAAACGCUUGUUUCUAAGGCAAGUCGCAAUCGCAGGUUUAAUUUGACGCCAAUUAAUCCAAAAUAUUUAAAAUGGAUGAAAGCAUGGAUCUACUGAAUUUCACUUCUGUGAUGAACGAAUCACAUGGGAACGUUCCCUAUGGAAUUCUUCCUAGCGAUAACUUCACCGACGACAUUUUCGCUAACUUUACAAACGGGACGACGGCGCUACCAACCUUUGUGACAGAUUUACAGAAGUUCAGUGACUAUUACGGCGAACAUAUCCACGGUUAUUUAGCGGCCAUGGUGUCUGUAUUCGGUUUAGUAUCGAACAUACUUAACAUAAUAGUGCUGACUCGACGUCACAUGGUCUCCUCGACCAAUUAUCUAUUAAUAGCAUUAGCAGUGGCGGACAUGUUCAAGAUGGUGUCGUACUUGCCGUACUCGAUAUACUUGUAUAUCAUAAAGAAGCCAAAAGUGGAGCAAAUUCAUCCCAAGGGUUGGAUUAUUUUCAUUCUUAUACACAAUAGUUUCAUUAUAACGUGCCACACGAUCGCUAUGUGGCUAACAGUGUCGCUUGCUAUCUUCAGGUAUAUUGUAGUCUGCCAUCACACGCAAGGUCCACGCCUAUGCAACUUAUACAGAGCAAAAGUCACCAUAGUCGCCAUAUGUGCGGCUACGAUUUUAUUCUGCAUACCAAAUUAUAUAAUGAUGGACGUCGAAUAUUAUCCCGAAAUCGGAGGUUACUGGAUGACCUUCCGGGAGAUUCAAUACAAUUGGCUCCUCAAGGGUUUCAACUUCUGGGUAUACGGUGUCGUUUUUAAGAUCGCUCCGUGUAUUAUACUUUCACUGCUGAGUGCUCUGCUUAUCUGGGCGAUGUACAAGGCAAACGAGAAGCGCGAACGUCUAAAAUCGCAGGGGAAGCGUGCCGAGUCGGAACGAACACACGAACACAACCGCACCACGGCCAUGUUGGUUGCUGUCGUUUUGUGCUUCGUUAUAACCGAGUUACCGCAGGGGAUGCUGAUGUUGCUCAGUGGAAUAUACGGUGAUGAAUUCUUUUACAACAUUUACUCUCCGCUGGGCGAUUUAAUGGACGUCUUCGUUUUGAUAAACAGUGCUGUGAAUUUUAUACUCUAUUGUAUAAUGAGUCGACAAUUCCGCGACACGUUUCAAGCUGUCUUCUUAAAACCGUGUGUCAAAAAGGUCCAGAACAGUAAACAAAAUGGGCUCCAUUAUAGUACUAUAAAUACACAGUCAACGCGGGUAUAAUAGUCGAUACGUGGAUUGUGCGUGAUCUGUGACAGGUUACGCCACCUUUUUGGACAAUGUGUCAUGAUACUUGUGACAUGGUUGCUAGGGGAUGUGACAUGACACGAGUGUGAUAGUUUCUUUGAUAAUACACAAAACGCUGGACUCAUGCUUACAACUUGUGAUAUAAACAUAUUACGUUAAUGUUGUGCAGGAAACAUGGAAACAAUUUCAAACGACUUACAAAAUGGCUGUCUGAAGUUACCAAAAAAUAUUGUCGCUUUGCAGAAGUUACUGUAAAGUGGGUUGAAAUUGUCUCCACUCGCAAAAUCUUAUUUUGGCGAAACUAUUAAAAGUUUAGCCCACUGAGAUAUCUUUUAACAUCAUUUUGUACAAUGAUUCAGAUGAAUGAGAAGGGUUUCCAUGUAUGGUUCAAGCUUUAGGUCGAAAAAUGUAUGACACAAUUACACACCACUCUUGGCCAUUGUCAGCCCAUCUUACCGUACCAGUUCACCAGAUCAAGAAAAAAACUAUACAAGAUCAUCUGAAAAAACAACUUUUGAAUUUUUUUAGCUAAAAUCUGUUGUUAUUUUUUAACUAAAAAUUGACAACUUCAGGCUGCUAUUUUUGAUACACCUAUAGUAGUAUCUACGGAUUGUUCUUACUGAAGUCUGGAUGACUUAUGGAUGUGAUAUUGUAAAUACAUGUAUGACUGACUGAGAUAUAUAUCUAUUGUGUUUGUAUUGAUAUACGAUAAAGUGACGAAAAAUAUUCACAUUUUAUAAACGCGGAAUAAUGACAACGACGAAAGUGGGCACAAAGCGGGAUUAGCCCUCUUGGAUUGCAGAGGAGUAUAUCACGGAACUUAUCUUUUCGGAAACGGUGAUAUUGUACGUGAUUCUGGAUGUAGCCGUAUGUGGGGUGCUGUAUCAGGUGAGCAGAGGGAUAAAUCAUGAGAUGAAAGGUUGCUGAUACUUAUUAGUAUUGUUUGGGUCACUAUCAAUCCUCAAAGGAAAAUGUCUUAUAUUACAGAAGUUGCACUACAGAUUCCCACUCCGGCUUCAUCCUUAAGGUUGAGUUGCAGUUAUCUUGAGAUGAAUGCGUUUUAAUUUAAUUGUCAAAGCACCAUCUGCAUCUUUACAAUGGUAUCCAAAUGAUGCACUAUCUCUUCAUAAGUAAACACCACCAAAUUUAGAAAUAAUCAGACUUAUGUUUUCGUGGUCAUACAGCUGCCAAAAAAUAUAACAAGAUGCCCAAGGGCCUAGCGCUCAGCUGAAAUACAUGGGUCAAUGUACACAACAUGGAAAGUACCUGGUAGGUCUCUUUCAACCACGAUUUUGUUUAACAUAUUGAGCGAUACUGUACCCACAUGUUGCAGUAGAGUAAGUACAUCUAUAAUUAUCCCACAUGUUGCAGUAGAGUAAGUACAUCUAUAAUUAUCGAAUGAUCUGACAUUCUGAGCAAACAUGUUUCAAAACUACAUUUUCCUUUCUCAAUUGAUAGUGAUCUCAUGUGAACCAGGAUAUUCUUUUGUUCAAAGUGUUAUUAAUUUCAAUAGGGACUACCCAACUACUGAACUACCAGACGACAAAACUAUAGUCUGCAGGAACUUAAUGUGAUCAUUGGGCAUGUUUGGUCAGAAAAUAUACUUUGUUUUUUAAAAUCUUUGAACGAUUGUUGCAAAUCAACCUCAUAUUAAUGUCCUUAGGUGAUGUCAUGCCAAUUAUUAUUACUUUAGAGAUGAAUUAAAGAGGCCUU
Messenger RNA from Lineus longissimus, 3743 nucleotides. Its product is annotated as G-protein coupled receptor dmsr-1-like. Gene Ontology annotation, cellular component: plasma membrane. The transcript is spliced from 2 exons. Lineage: Eukaryota; Metazoa; Nemertea; Pilidiophora; Heteronemertea; Lineidae. Gene Ontology annotation, biological process: G protein-coupled receptor signaling pathway. Gene Ontology annotation, molecular function: G protein-coupled peptide receptor activity. The record is from RefSeq and is a predicted model, not a curated record. Bases 828 to 2006 code for a protein of 392 amino acids.